This is a messenger RNA of Acanthoscelides obtectus, 1460 nucleotides long. NCBI's taxonomy places the organism in Eukaryota, Metazoa, Arthropoda, Insecta, Coleoptera, Chrysomelidae. The record is from the annotation of a GenBank genome assembly.
AGCAUUUAUAUACUCAACUACAAGUAUUGUAAUGUUUUGUGUUCGUCCCCAACCAUCAGAGUUUGUGUGAUUUAUAAAAGAUAAUUGAGUAUAACCAUGUCUGCUGAGCCCCCGAGUAUCCAAGGUGGCAGCAAUGUUGGAGUGUCUGUUACCCACGGUCCAUCACCAACAUGUAUGGAGUCUGUAAACAGAAUUUCAAAACUGCCAGUGGUCGAAUCUACCAUCCAAACUGCCACGAGCUUAUACGAGAAAGUUAAGGUAUAAAAAUUUAUGACUUUCACUUUAACAAGUACAUGUUUUCUCCGAGGUAAUAUCUAUAACCUUUAUAUUCAUUGUGCGUUGUAGAAAGACAAAUAUGCACUUUGUGCAUCCAAGAAACGGGUUUUGGUCGAGGUUAUAUUUUCGAGCUUUACCUUCGCCAUUAAAAAAAUAUUAUCAUAAUUACUUUACAUUCACUGGUACUCUCUACAAAACCAAAUAGGCUCAUUAAGUAAUGGAAAGAUCGGAACUUCCUUAUAUUUAUGUCAUUGCAUUGUACAAGUAUCUAGUUGAACUCCUGUACAUAUAUUAUUUAUAUAUUGUACAUCUAAGCUAGUCAUAAAGCCAAAGUCUAAACGCCAAUCUAGUCACUAUAGGAACAAAUGAUUGUAGCAGUCAAUGUUCGAUGUUUACAAAGAACGAAUGAGCUCGAAUGGGUCAACUUACAAGUGCAUUCAAGCAACGACAGACUACAAUACAGUUACUCACUGGACUCUAUCAACAGCAGAAAGUACAGUUCAGAAAGCAGUAGAAGUUGGCAAACCCAUUGCAACUCCCGUUAUCAAGAAUUUGGAAGGUCCUAUUAAGAAAGUAGAUGGAGUAUUUUGUACUGGUCUAGAUUAUGUUGAAAACAAACUACCAGUUGUCAAAAUGCCACCUAACGAAAUUCUGGAAUCAACAAAGGAAUACGUCCACAACACCGUCCAACCAGCCGUAGAUACCGCACGCAGCUAUGCCGAGCCAGCAGUCAAGCAGGCAAUGGACAUCGCUCAACCUGCCGUCAAGGCAGCUGUUGAAGCAGCGCAACCUGCCGUCGAACAAGCGAGACAUAUGGUCGAGCCACUGGUACAACCAGCGCUCGAUAAAAUGAAUGCUGUCAAAGAAAACGUACUGCACAAGGUUGAUGAGUAUCUGCAUAGAGGACAUAAUCAUGAAGGGAAUGCAGCAGAAUGUACCGAAUGUCAACGUGUCAGAGAUGAAAUGGAGAAGCAACAUAAGGAACAGACCCAGCGAGCUCAGGAGCAGUAGGAAAUCUAUUUAAAACGGUGUACUGAAAAUGUUCAAACGCGUUUAUUUUGUAAUUCUCAAAUGUUUUUUAUUCAAAUAUUUAUAGAUGUAUUUUUCUGUUAGGUAUAAGUUACAUUUAUAUAUUAUGCUCAUUUAGUUGAUAUGAAUAAAUGAUAUACAAGUUUAUUCUUUCA